Molecule: messenger RNA, 6312 nt
Organism: Darwinula stevensoni
Lineage: Eukaryota; Metazoa; Arthropoda; Ostracoda; Podocopida; Darwinulidae
Source: the annotation of a GenBank genome assembly
AUGGUUUUGCGGGAUUCAUAUGAUGAACUACACGAUUUCAUCUCGCCCACAUUCUUCGCUCACCUGCAACGCAUUUCUACAAACAUCCGUUCCGAAGGAAAACACAGAGAAGCAGAAAUCCGAUUCUGUCCGAUGGGAACAAGACGGAACAGGAAGACAGGAGCAAUAGGAGGUGGGUGGAAUAGGAGGGCAUCUCUGCAACGAUCGGGAAUUGUCGUGACGUCACAUGACGUCACGGGCCCAGCAGCCAAUCCCAUUCAAAGCCCUUACUGCCGUUGGCAGCCAUACUUGCAUGUCGUUCGUUCUCCUCUGUACGUCUCAUGGAAAUUCGUCGUUUCUUUCAUCCUCAAGUUUCUCGUUGAAAUGGCCCCGAGUAUCGGUGUAAAUUUGCGGGUCACCGGUCACCUGAACCAAGGAGGACGUAAAUACAUGGAAGAUGUGUUUUGUGUGGCGUAUCAGCAAACAGAGGACGAUCGUGACCUGGAAUAUGCCUUUUUUGGAAUCUUCGAUGGGCACGGUGGGCGUGAGGCAGCCGCGUUCGCCAAGGAGCAUUUGAUGGACAAUAUUGUAAGCCAGAAGCCGUUUUGGUCCAACAACGACGAGGCAGUGUUGAAAGCCAUCCAUGAUGGCUUUAUCCAUACCCAUAAAGAGAUGUGGAAAGAACUAGACAAAUGGCCGAGGACUGCAUCGGGACUGCCGAGUACUUCGGGGACGACAGCUAGUAUCGCCUUCAUUAGGAGAGGGAAAAUAUACAUCGGACAUGUCGGAGACUCUGCCAUUGUGCUUGGCCAACAGAUUGACGAGAACACCUGGGGAGGUGAGAGGUUGACGAGAGAUCACAAGCCUGAGCUUCAGUCUGAAAAGGACAGAAUCUCCCAGUCUGGUGGGAAGGUAGCAUACAAGUCUGGGGUUCCACGUGUUGUCUGGAAUAGACCAAAAAUUGGUCACAAGGGACCUGUCAGAAGAUCAACUCCCAUAGAUGAAAUCCCCUUCCUAGCUGUAGCCAGGGCUCUUGGUGAUCUAUGGAGUUAUAAUUCUACACUAGAUGAAUUUGUGGUUUCACCUGAACCUGAUGUCUAUGUUCUGGACAUAGACUUGACUAAGCACCGAUGCCUCAUCUUGGGCACUGAUGGUCUAUGGAACAUGCUCACCCCUCAAAAUGCAGUCAACAUUGCAGCUGAAACUGAGAGGCAUAAUGAGAAGCAUAUCAUUGAAAAGGCAACCAGAGGACACGCAAGUAUUAGCUGGCUCAAUCCAUCAAAACGGCUGGUUGAUCGUGCGAUAGAGCGAUGGAAUUCCUUGCGUCUGAGAGCUGAUAACACUUCUUGCGUGACAGUGAUGCUUGACCCACCUGGUCCACCCAAGUCUGAGGUACUUCUGCGGCAGUACCAAUUGCAAAAGAAUGAGCAUCAACCUUUCCUGCCAAGUCCAGUGCGUGAAAAUGGUGGUGGAGAAAGUAACUCCUCAAGCCAUCCCUUCCUCUCUGGUACUAGACCACCUUCCAUCAGUCGAUUGCAUCGGCCAAAGACUUUUGUGGUCAUGCCUCAAUCUGAAGCAUUGCCAACAUCCACAUCACCUCUGGCCCCCCUCUCCUCACGGCCAGUGGAUAGCCAGGGACGUCCAAUGUAUACACCCUCGGGAGAUCGCAUCUUCUACCCUCGACCUAUUAAGGAGAAGGACAAUGAAGUGCAGAGUCCAGAAGUGUCAUCAACAAGUGAUGAGAAAAUGCGUUCACCAACCUCAUCCACAUCUCUCCCCUGCAUCUCUUCAGAUUCUGUGUCUUCGCUUGACCAUAAAGCUAACAAACGAAGUUUGGUGCCUCUGCCUCCGAUUCGGAACAGUUCCCAACGCCGUCGCCUACGUCGCUCAGUGGACGAUGAAGACGUUAGUGAUCAGGAGAAUCGGAGUGUGCCUAAAAUUAGGGGAAGGUCUAUUCCUGAUGAUGGAGUCUGUGGCAGAAGGAACAUUGCAGAUGAUAAUGCCAAGGUUCUGAGAUCUUCAUUUGCUGUGAAGAACAAUAUGGUGAGUUCCCGGAGGGCAUCGACCAAGCGUUCUGCUUCAGAACUGUUAGACAUUGACCCAGCUGUGUCCUGCAAGUCCCCGCGCAUGCAGACCCGAUCGCAGUCGGCAUCAGCUCGGGUGCUGACGCGCAGCCGAGUUCGACAGACUGAUCUUAUGAAUCUGCGCAUCAAAGACCUCAGGAGUUACUUGAAUGAAAACUCCAUCUCCACUCGUGGAUGUGCAGAGAAACGAGACCUGGUGGACCUGAUAUUGGAGAACUUUGGCUGUGGGAUGAACAGAAGCAAUCCAACAGAUUUGCUUCAUCCUCCAAUUCAUAGAGCUCCAUAUUCUAUGUCAUUCAAUGGGGAAAGGCGAGAGAACAUUUACAGUCAACUUGAUGAUCUCAAUCAAAACUCCCAUGUGGAAGGAGAUUUGGACAGCAUUCAGAGUGAGGACAAUCAAAUAGAGGCAGUUGUGAAUGAGAGCUUGAUUUCAGUCCAUAGCCAUGUCAAUAUGGAAGAUGGGACUGUCCUUGCCAUGGACCAGGAAAUGCAGACAAAUAUGUUGCAAGGUGACAAUGAGGAUUUACAUCUUCAUCACCAAGAGGGAGCAGUACAGGAAGUCAGACAUGAUCUCCAAACUGCUCAAAAUGCAUUUGGUGAUACUGCCACCACUGUUGCUCGGGAGCGUGACAAACAAGUAGCCCGAUCCAUUUCUUUAUCGGACCUGCAGUGUGAGCAGGAAGUUGAGAAGCUGAGUGCCAAAGAAUGCAAGGUGAUUCUUACCCUGUAUCGGGUGAGCCUUCAUGGUCUUGUUGAGAAACAAGACUUAGUUGAUCUGGUCAAAAGGCUCUGGCGGGAUAAGGAGAAAGCCAGGCUAGAAGCUGAGGAGUUACCUGACUCUGAAUUGUGCAAGAUCUGCAUGGCAGCUCCAAUGGACUGUGUGUUGCUGGAAUGUGGCCACAUGGCCACCUGUACCCUCUGUGGGAAGCAGAUGUCUCACUGUCCUAUAUGCCAGCAAAUAGUUCUCCGUGCUAUCCAUGUGGUCAAUAAAUGCCCACUGGAUGCCCCACCACAUUUCCCCAUUUUCAAUCAAAACAAAAAAUGUUCAACAAUCUCAGUUGUCGUCAUCUUGAAUGAUUUUGUAAUAUUCAUCAUUGUCAAUCUCAAUCUCCAAUGGGGACAUGCUGCCAGCAUUGAGAUCUACAUCUCUUGCAUUUUCUCUGUCUUCAUUUGCAACAGGAGCCCGAGUCUGGUCUCCCUGUUGCCGUCUGCUGUUGAGUUUUGCCCUCAGAUUUUCGGAAGGGUUCUCGGUGCUGAGAUUUCUGCUGGCCAAGACGGCGGUGCAGAGGGGACGAAAGUCUCCCCCUACCUCUUCCUCUGCUUCUUCUGUAUCGUCGUUGGGGAAUGUCUGAUUCUGAGUCACUUGCUGAAUCAUUUGAGGGAAAGUCUGAAGAACAAGUUUAGUGAGCUUCGAGCCCAGCAGAUGAUUUUCCUAGAAGGUGAGGAGAUGGCAAAAUCCUGCCUCCAGGCUGGGAAAAUAAGUCGUUACCGAUUUCUCACACAGCUUAUCACAGCUGAGCAGGGGAAGUAUCUUUCAAUCUUCUAUUCCACUCACUGCCAUCCAGGGCUUUCAGUGCCUCAACAAUGGAAGGCAGUAUCAGCAGCUGCCAGUGUCACUCAGCCCAGGGUUCGUAUGAUUGGGCAUGUGCAUUCCUCCCAUUUGAAAGUGGAGAAUGUGGAUGAUACUGUGGAACAUGGGACAACUGCAAAAUCUGGAGCUGAUUCUCCAUCUCACAUACAGAGAGAUGAACUGGAUCUUUCAUUCACCAACACAAUAGCAGCUUUUAAGAGUAAAACCACAUGGGAAGUCUUCCGUGGGUGGCUCGUCUUCACACUUUGCUCCUCAUCGUACCUUGUGGAUCAUAAUCCUCAGCUCAUGAAACUGGGUCAGAAACUCCUUGGGAAGAAACUUUUUGCCAAGGUCAUGAAAGCAUCCUUUUAUGGGCACUUUGUGGCUGGUGAGAAUCCGAAAGAAGUAAAACCCAUGAUUGACCGGAUGAGGUCAUUUGGGGUCAAGUCAAUAUUGGAUUAUUCUGCUGAGGAAGACCUCUCCAGUGAAGAAGCAGAGGUGGCAGAGAUGAUGGGAUGUCUUUCUGCGGCGGAGCAGGAAAAGGGCAUUGAAGGUGCAAUCAAGCGGUUCCAUGUACAUAGAGAAUUUGCUGAUCGCCGCUACCAGGUGACAGCAGCAAGAACCUUCUUUUAUAGGGGAGAAGCACAAUGUGAGAAGAACAUGGAGAUUUUCCUCAAAUGCAUUGACAAUGUCUCUCAUUCCACGAAAGCCACAGGCUUUGCUGCCAUCAAACUGACAGCUCUGGGCAGACCUCAACUUCUGCUGCAAUUAUCAGAGGUGAUAGUACGAGCAAGACUGUACUUCCGUGAGGUUAUUGGUGACCAUCCUGUUCAGAAUGGGGGAAAUAUCAUUAAGGAAGCUAUAAAACCAGAAGAACUGGAGGAGAAAUUUGAGGAAGCCAACAUCCGUCAUACAGCUCCUGUCCAGAAGUUCCUGGAUCAACUCACCUAUGACAGGAAGGGGCUGAUAAACUUGUUUUCUUGGAGUGGACUGAUCCAUAAUGAAGUGCUGCUGUCAGAGCUUUUUCGAGUUCCAAACCUUCAUACUGGGCGGUGGCAGCCACUCAUCUCAGCCCUCAGUGACGACGAGGAGGAGAUGUUCCGCAACAUGAUGCGACGGCUUCACAACAUAUGCCAGUUUGCAUCUGAACGUGAUGUACGGGUCAUGAUUGAUGCAGAGCAAUCAUACUUCCAACCAGCUAUUUCUCGACUGACGAUUGAGAUGAUGCGAGAAUAUAAUCGGGAACGAGCAAUCCUCUUCAAUACGUAUCAGUGUUACCUAAAGGCUGCCCUGGAAAACAUCAAAUUUGAUCUGGAACAGGCUGAACGACAAGGAUUUUUCUUUGGGGCCAAAAUUGUUCGAGGGGCCUACAUGGAACAGGAAAGGGCUCGAGCAGCAGCCCUGGGCUACGAUGACCCAAUCAAUCCAACCUACGAGGCUACAUCGGCCAUGUAUCAUGAGGUGUUGAUGGAAUGCUUGAACCGCAUCAAGCGGUACAAGGAUGCCGAGGAUGAGAAACGUGUAGCUGUUAUGGUGGCAACACACAAUGAGGAUUCCGUCAGAUUCACUGUCCAAAAGAUGCUGGAACUGGGAAUCCAUCCUCUUGAUCGAGUAGUAUGCUUUGGACAACUCUAUGGCAUGUGUGAUCAGGUCAGCUUUCCUCUGGGCCAAGCUGGCUACUCAGUGUAUAAGUAUGUCCCCUACGGCCCUGUGUACGAGGUUCUUCCGUAUCUGUCUCGUCGGGCUGCUGAGAACAAGGGAGUCCUGGAGAAGGUACAGAAGGAGCGUCGACUUCUGGGUGCCGAACUGCGGCGUCGGCUCCUGAAUGGCCAGAUCUUCUACACGCCUAAAGGGAACUAUGCACCUGCUUGAGAAAGACUUACCUGAAUGGUGUUUGUAGCUCAUAGAGUAAGAGGAACUGCUUUCCAAAAAUGGUGGGAAGUAUUGCUCUUGAGAGAGGGAAGUUGAAUGAGGUACUUCAAAAGUGUGUUGUGUUGAGCUAUGGAUCUCUCAGCCUUUGCUGGAAGCCAAAGACUGACAAGCACGAAGUAAUGUGGUCUCCAAGAUCAGAAUCUUGCCACUUAGGAACAACUCCAAAGCCAUCUGAAGCUGUACAAAGUGAAAGCAUGAAUGAAAAUCAAUGAUAGAAGUUAGUAGUAAUGAAAGUAGUUGGAGACCCAAAAGUGGUUUUUGUUUUCUCAUCUUGUAUGAAUAGUUUCCUGUCAAUUCAAAUGGUGCUUUGUUGAAUAUCAUGAGCUUGAAGAGUAGCAGGUCUUGAUCAGUCAAGGAUCUAAGGAGUUGCCAGCAGUCUUUCUUCUAGGUUGUGAAAAUUUAUUUUGACCUUGGAUGAAAAAAUUUGUCUCUACUAGAGACUUUGAUCAGUAGCUCACACUGUGAAAGUGCUUAAUGCUUAUUUUAUUGUCUUGUAAGACAAAUUCUGACUACCAACCUGAAGCUUUUUCUCCCAUUCAUUAUUGGAGCUGGAGACAUCAUCUGUGAGCCUAGUUGGCUCUUCCUGUAUGUUAGUUUUAGGUCCACUCAUUCCUGUGUGUGGCUUUUGACUAGAUGCAUUUGUCAGACAUUCAGAUGUAGGUUUUUUCUCCCUCGCACAUCUGACUUCAUGGUGCGAGGGGGUUUCGUUCCGAUGGUAAUAAAAAUGGUUUCAAUGAGCUGAUGAAA